This is a messenger RNA of Salvia miltiorrhiza (redroot sage), 1882 nucleotides long. Its product is annotated as plant UBX domain-containing protein 11. Gene Ontology annotation, molecular function: protein binding. The coding region runs from base 153 to 1706 and encodes 517 amino acids. The transcript is spliced from 10 exons. The record is from RefSeq and is a predicted model, not a curated record. Lineage: Eukaryota; Viridiplantae; Streptophyta; Magnoliopsida; Lamiales; Lamiaceae.
UGAAAUGGGUGGGAUUAGUAAUUUGUGCAAGUUUAGGGGUAAAAAUAAAAUUUGUUUCAGGGUAUAACAAAUGGGAAAAAAUCAUCUGAAAAUCACACAAAUCGAAUUCUGACUGCCUUCUCUUGCUUCUGAAUCUCUCGUUUUCCGCUAAGAUGGAGUACUCCCUCUCCUCUCUUGCUUUUAGAGGUUCUAUAACAGAAGCAAUUGCUGAAUCAAAACAACAGAAGAAGCUUUUUGUUGUCUAUACUGCAGGUGACAAUCCAAACUCAAAACUCUUAGAAACAUCCACAUGGAUUGAUCCCAAAGUUUCUGAGACAGUCUCAAAGUACUGCAUUUUGUUGCACAUCUUGGAAGGAAGCUCUGAAGCAUUGAAUUUUUCAGCAAUAUACCCACAGCAAUCUUUCCCUUGUAUAACUGCUGUUGGAUACAAUGGUGUACUACUUUGGCAGAAAGAGGGUUUUGUCCACGCUGACAUGCUUGCUUCUAGUCUCGAGAAGGCUUGGUUAAGUCUUCAUGUUCAGGAAACAACUGCUGCUUUCUUGACUGCUGCAAUUGCUAAACAAUCUGCCUCUGGAUCUUCUGAAGUUGCUUCUCCUGAACAAGUGAGAGCAGGAACAGGUGUGCCGACUUCAACGACAAAUGGUGCUACCCCAUCUGUGGGUGCUGGACAACCCUUGCAUUCGGAGACAAAAGAAAAUGUGAAUUCAAAUAAAGAUGCUUCUGAGGGUACAUAUUUCAAAGGAGAUGAUGUGGCUUUACCCAAACCAGCUAUUGCCAAUGCGUUGGACAAUGGUGAACUUGAUGAGUCUAUUUCUGAAACUGAAACAGGAAAUGCAUCAAGGAACCUAGUUGAGAUAGGUCAAAAUAACCCUAGAGCUGCAUUGCCUCUCGCAGAAGAGAAUUUAGAUGGCGGUGAUGCUCAUUUGAGCGAUAACAGAGAGAUUGUCAAAGAAGCCAGUGAAGUGGCACGUGUAGAUACAGUUGAGAAAGCUGAAGCUUCAUCCUCUACCACUAAAUCAAAUGAUGUUUUUCUAAAUAUCAGAUUGCCUGAUGGUUCGAGCUUACAAGUGAAGCUUUCCAUGACGGAUACCUUGAAAAUGGUCAAAGAUUAUAUAAAUGAAAAUCAAACAAGCAGCUUGGGCUCCUUUAGUAUAGCUAUUCCUUACCCUCGUAAGGUGUUCAACGACCAAGAUAUGGACGAGAAGCUAUCAGAACUGGGCCUUUCCAACAGGCAGGCAUUGAUAGUGGUUCCGCAGAAACAAAAUAAUUCCCAAUAUAGGGGAGGAUCUUCACAGUAUCAAAGUCAUUCCUCAAACGAAGCUGGCUCGUUGAAUGCAAGUGAAGGAUACUGGGGUUCUGUGAAAAGAAUCUUAUCUUACGCAAACAUUUUCUCUUACCUUGGCAGAAGCAAUUCCACUAGUGUGGCUCAGGAAUCCCAAAGUGGCGGCAUGUGGCAAUAUAGUCCAAAUCCUUCGCUCCACAAUACCCUAAGGGACGCAGGUAGGGUUCCCGGAAUGCAGUCAUCUGAGCAAAGUGCGCCUGCAAUGGCUAGUGGCAGCAACAGCCGGAGGCGUCCGCUAACUUCUAGCUACGGAGGCAAUAUCCACACCUUAAAACAUGAUGACGAUGAUGAUAGAUUCAACGACAAAAACGCGUUCUGGAAUGGAAACUCAACACAAUUUGGUGGGAAUGAUGAUCGGAAGUAAGUUGUGCUACUCGUCUUUGGCUACUGCUGUACAGGAAAGAUCUCAUUCCAAGUCACCAGCCAGGUUUUUUUACUUCUCUUCAUACUAACCUUUUGAUGGUUAUGAACCCUAUAAUGAUGAAUGUAUACACAUAUAUAUUUAUAUGUGGGGUAAUAAACUAAUUAUUUUGGUGGUGA